Molecule: messenger RNA, 882 nt
Organism: Sparassis crispa
Lineage: Eukaryota; Fungi; Basidiomycota; Agaricomycetes; Polyporales; Sparassidaceae
Exons: 2
Coding region: 1-882 (293 amino acids)
Biological process (GO): phospholipid biosynthetic process; lipid storage; lipid droplet organization
Cellular component (GO): endoplasmic reticulum membrane
Source: RefSeq, a predicted model, not a curated record
AUGCCCGACGCCCGCCUAGCUGCGCUCGCAGUGAUUACGUCCAUCGUGCUCUUCGGCACGAUCUACUCGGUCGUCUACGACACCUACCUCGACACCUCUAACCCGCUGCUCACAUACCUCCCCCAUCCUCUCCACCACACCCACUACUUCGCGUCCAAGACGAACGUCCUCAACGUCUACUUCAUCAAGUGCGUAUGGGGCUGGACGUCUGCCGUCUUUGCCCUCCUCUUCCUCACCAGCCCCCCGAGCGCGCGCACCAAGGAACGCGUGUUCCAGUUCCUCGCCGAGUCCGCCGUCUGGCUCGCCUUCACCAGCUGGUUCUUCGGGCCCCCGGUGCUCGACCGCUUCAUCACCUCGACAGGCGGCGAGUGCGUGCUGACUCUCCCCUCCGGCGCGCUCCUCACCAUCCCGGAGAACUACUGCUACACCAGGUCGACCAUCACCCCCGCUACGCAUCCCGGCCUCUUCGCCGCGUCGCUCGUCAUGCCAGAUACUGAUUGGAGUGGCAGGCCGCGGCUCCGGAGAGGACAUGAUGUGUCCGGGCACAUAUUCCUCCUCACCAUGUCCGUCCUCUUCCUGGUAGACCAGCUGCGUUGGUCCUUUGGUGCGCACCGCGUACAGUGGCCGCCAUUGCACAAGUGGGCCGUCUUUGCCACCACCCUCGUUGUAUGCUUGGCGCUGUUCGCGUCAUAUACCACCAGCGUGUACUUCCACACUCCGAUCGAGAAGUUGUCGGGUUUUGUCUUAGGCGUGCUUGGCUAUGCCAUUACGCAGCUACCAGUUUUCCAUCCCGCACCUGAAGCUGCGAUCAUUGCCACUAAGUCGACAUCGGAGGACCAGAGAGGGGAGGCAUCGGUAGAUCUUGACCACAAGGAGCAGUAG